AUGGAGGCAGUUGGUAUUGAACUUACACAGCUGCUGGCGAUGGCCCAGGCUGGCCAGAUACACGCUGACAAUAGCUGUUGAGAUGCCUAUUUAAAAAAAAAACCCGCUGUUUUAAAAUGUCUUGGAUUCAUUGAAAGUUUGAGUUCGAGGAUAAACUAUUUUCGGAGAUUUCUUUCAUUCAUAUAUGAUAUGUCUUGACAAAAACGUAUGGUGAAAAUAGUGUAUUUUANAUCAGUAAAACUUAUCAUAAAAAAUACGAAGAGAUUAGAUUUGACAUAACUGUAUUUCAAUACAAGGCCUCUCAGUUAUUUCCUUCCUUUUCCAAAUUAGAAUGUCAGUAAAAUUUUUAUUGUGUAACAUUAACAAUAUUGUGUUCCGAAAAAUAAUAAAUUUGUAAAAUCUCACGCACUUCGGGGAAUUUUUCUCCAACUCUCUCUCUCUCUCUCUCUCUCUCUCUCUCUCUCUCUCUCUCUCUCUCUCUCUCUCUUACUCUCACACUCUCUGUCCCUCUCUUUCUCUCCUAUCUCUCUCGCGCACACACCCAUGUCCACACAGACGUAUAUAUUCUCCAAGAAAAACUCCCACAUUUACACAUAAAGUAUAGGUAGCAAAUUAUCAUACAACUGACUGUUCCCCACGUCAUGCUUUCCUCAUAUUUCCUGACCCCACCAAGAGACAAGUCUCAAGCUCUGACUCCAGGUCAAAGUCACAUUAAAAUUGUAAUAUCGUAAUCGGUACUGAUCACUUAAGCUAGAAUUUUUUUUAACCAAAGUUUAACUAAAAUUAUAGGAAAGAUCAAAUGUAUAACUCUUAUUUCAGUAUCGUGUCUUUGUAUUUAGAAUUUUUCUGUUGUGAUCUCCACGACCUGUGUUUUAUAUCUCCUAAAAUAUAUUAGGAGCGCGAAGUUUCCAUGAGUUACACGACACUAUUCUUUUAAAGAAAUGUUUUACUUAUUUAACUCAUUUUUGCAGGUGUCUUCUGUGAUGCCUUGACCUAAGAGGCACACAGCAUGAUUCUUUUACUCAAUAUACCAAAGAAAAGAAAAGAACUUCUGAACAAGAGAACUGUCUUUGUGGCCCUACUUGUUACUACGCUCAUCCUUCUUUACCUCAUGGGGGAGGCGUAUGGAUACACCGUUAGUAAUGUCGUCAUGGAUGGCCUCGUUUCCUCAAGCCUGUCAGAGUUUCCAUCUGACAAUCGCUUGAUCACAGUUCCCAAUUUAACAGAUGCAGUCAGAGGGGAAAUGAAGUUCAACGAUGCCAGCGUUAACAUCAGCACUCUUCAAACCAAAGGGUUAAACAGCAGUAAGAUAAAUCAGCUAAAGUCCUCAAUUGUCAAAUUAUUGCAACGAAGUUUUAAAAAUCUGAAAUAUUCGAAUAGCCAGACCGGAAGAACCUUGUCUCCAGAUCGAACAACCACAUCACUCCCUCAACACAUGAAAGUAUUUUUCACGAACAAUACUGAAAAAGGUGGUUUAAUGCAACUUAUCACACUAUUUGAUAAGUUAAUGACCGAGCACAAUGGGACCUACUUCAUCUACGGCGGGACAUUGAUUGGUUCCUACAGACAUCAUGGCAUGGUUCCCUGGGAUGAUGAUCUCGAUGUCAUUGUACCAGAGAACCUCCAAGGGCGUCUCAAACAAAUUUUCUCCAAUGUCUCCAAAGACUACGUCUUGAACUUUGAACCCAAAUGUUUCGGGAAGUUGUUCCCGACGCGCGGUAAUCGCAUUCCACCGUACGCUUGGAGUUAUCCGUUUAUAGAUAUCUUUUUCUACGGAGAGAACGCCACGCACAUAUGGGACACGUGCCCUCACUUCAGAAAGAAGUUCUGUUAUCCGAAGUCGAUGAUAUUUCCCCUACGGAGACGACCGUUUGAGAACGUGUCUUUGCUGGCCCCUCGUGACACCAGGGCUGUGAUUAGCAAGACGUACAACCUAGACGAGUGCGCGUCUAAUGCCUAUAACCAUUCAAAGGAAAAAACUAUAAAAGGGCUUACUGUUCAGUGCUCUUUGUUACAUUCCUUGCAUCCGUUUGUGACGAGAAAGAACGAGAACGGAGGUUGCAAUGAAACUCUGAUGUACAAAGGAAACAUCACAAGCGUGUUCUACGAACAAGGUGUAACUUGUUAGCAUAUUCUUAGAUAUUAAAAAUUGUACAAUUCUUUC
Molecule: messenger RNA, 2164 nt
Organism: Lymnaea stagnalis (great pond snail)
Lineage: Eukaryota; Metazoa; Mollusca; Gastropoda; Lymnaeidae
Source: the annotation of a GenBank genome assembly